AUGCGUGAACAAAUGGUUUUGGAUGAGAAAAUUAUUGGUAUUGAAUUAAAUGCAAAUAAAAAACAAUUUAAAUGGCCUGUUAAUGAUACUGAAAAAAAACCAAAAGAAACUGAUGAUGAUGAAGAAAGUAAUGAUGAAAUGUCUGCUCUUCAAAAAAUUUUUGUUGUUCACAGUGCUGUUCUUGGUAUUGGUGCAAAAUCUGAUCAACGAAAUUUAGUACAUUUAACAAUAAAAGAUAAUUCUGGUGAUAAAAUAAUUCUUGAUCAACCAAUUUUUUCAUUAUCACUUAAUAAAAAUGAUUCAAUUUCAGCUUUUAAUCUUCGAAUUUUAUUAACUGAAACAACUGAAGUAUUAUUUAAAUUAGUUGAAGGUGAUGGUCCAAUACAUUUAAUAACAUCAAAAAUACUUGAACCUCCAUUUGAUUUUGGUGGUUAUUCAUCUGAUGAUGAUGAAGAUCAAUUUGAUACAAUGAGUGCAACAAGUGAUGAAGAUAUUCAACAUAAUGCUGGUGAUAGAAAAAAUCAAAUGAUAUCAAUAGGAAAAUUAUCAAAAAAAUCUAAAAAGCAGCAAAUACCAUCGAAUAUGAUAAAUAAUAAUUCAUCAGAAUUACAACAACAAAAGAAAAAACGUAAAAAAGAUGAUUAA
Messenger RNA from Rotaria sp. Silwood1, 645 nucleotides. The record is from the annotation of a GenBank genome assembly. Lineage: Eukaryota; Metazoa; Rotifera; Eurotatoria; Philodinida; Philodinidae.